Cloeon dipterum is the source of this 4198-nucleotide messenger RNA. RefSeq names its product Fanconi anemia complementation group I (gene FANCI). The transcript has 23 exons. The record is from RefSeq and is a predicted model, not a curated record. NCBI's taxonomy places the organism in Eukaryota, Metazoa, Arthropoda, Insecta, Ephemeroptera, Baetidae. The coding region runs from base 106 to 4053 and encodes 1315 amino acids. Gene Ontology annotation, biological process: DNA repair. Gene Ontology annotation, molecular function: DNA polymerase binding.
GAUAGAGAAGUGAAAUUUAAACUCGGACAAACCACAAACACACAAGAGAAACAAAAAUAUCGAACUAUUGUUAUGGACACUACCUUUUAAUCGCCUCUCUGAAAAAUGAGUAACCUGCUGUUGAAACUUACUGAGCUGGACGGCCUGCAGAGAGACAAAGAAGUUGAAAAUGUCAUCAACAAUCUUACCGACGAGAAGGUAUUGUCAGUAUUAAAGAGUCGUCUUGUAGACAGCAUAGCGCCAAGAUGUAUUGGCAUUAUCCUGAACGCAUACAGCAGAACCAACCAGGAGAAGAAAAAGCUAGCUCUGAUCAGAGCGAUCCUGGAAGAGAUACCUUUGCAGGCUGCCCUAAGCGCGAUGCAAGUGCGAGACUUAACUAACGCCAUCCUGAGCGACCUGGAAAGCCUGCAGUCGGGCUCGCUUGUCAGACUGGUUGACUUCUGCAUCAAUAUGAUGAAAGAGAAGGAGCGCAGUAAAGAAUGUUGGAAAGAAAUUCUACCACGGCUGCUGUUGCUGCUGAAGGAGAAACCUGUUGUAAACCAUUGCGGUACAGACAUGUCUGGCCUUGAAUAUCGCAGCCAGGUUCUUAAGGCGCUGUGCAACGCUGAGUGGAAGCCUGAAAACAUCACCAUGAUUGCUGCCAUGUUCAGAGAAGUACCGCUAGCUGGGGAAGAGUUGAAACAGGUCGUGCUGAAGCUGUUGGAUGGCUUGGAUGAAUUAGAGGCGGCCGAAGUUCCACCCUUUGUCUAUCAGAUGCUGCGGCUGUGCGGUCACCAGCAUUUUUUGCUGGUCCUUAUGCACAUACAGAAGUACUUUGAUCGAGGCAGCUCAACCGAGUCGGACUUUGACUCUAUUGAAGCUGUUGAAAGCAAUGGGAGAGCAUUGUCCGCUGACAUGCGGCAGUCUGAAAGCACUGUUUUAUUCCACGUACAGAAAUGCGUGGCGCAGGACCCACAGUGCGGCAGAAACCUUUCAAAUUCGCUGCAAAACUUGGUCUGCACGCCAGAAAUCCUAUUUGGAAACUCCUUUUUACUCUCAGCUGUGCUGAUGAUCUGUGAUGUUGCCACGGUCAGGGAAAAGUUUUUACCAAUUCUUGUGAAUAGUUUCGCUAGGAGCGUGAUGGACCAGGAUAUUCUGAACAGACUCUCUUGGACCAAUAUAAUUCUUGCGCCACAAAACAAACUGGAAACUUGCCUGAAGAGUCUAAUAGAAAAGACAGACAUUCAACGAGGAGUCGUACUAGAGCAGCUGGUCAAAUUCUGCUUUGAAGUUCUACUGAAUAGGAGGUCAGGCCGUUCAGCGGAAACUAUCCUCACCACAGCCUCCAACACACUUCUUUACAUUGCCAAGAAACAGCCAGACUCUGUUUCUGUUAUUCUUGAACUCUUGGUCAUUAACAUCACAGGUGGAAAAUUUGAGCCCCACUUGUUACGCUGUUUGAAGCGGCUGAUCGGGAUGACGCAGGCUAAGCUGCUGGUGAAGACAGAGUUCCUGUCGAUGCGGAUGGUGGAGCACCUUGUCAAUAUGCAACCAGCUGCGGCAGAGCAAAGCGUGGUGGCGCUGAUUCCGCUGCUCUCGCGCUCUGAGGGGUUGUGCAACAACCUAGUGGUCAACUUGCGUAAGGCCAUCAACAGGCCUCUGGUGGAAACCAAACUGAUGGCCGUCCAUGGCCUCCUCACUCUUGUACAAAGGCUCAAGGUCAAGAAGUUCCUUGCCAACUCACAGGCCACUCAGUUCUCAUCCAAUAAUAGCGUAUCAAGUCAGGUGAGCGCUGAAGUUACUUAUCAUGGCAUUCCACACACCAAGGACAUGACUGCGAUGAACAUGGAGUUGAUUCAGAUCCUCACGCCUGCUCUUUUUUGUCAACCUGAGGUUCGGCUUAGACUUUAUGAAGGUAUCCACUCUAUACCCACUCAAGAAAAUAGUUUGGGGCCUGUGGUAAUGCACAUGUUACUUAAAAACCUCGCCAAGUGCAAGGAUUUAAACGGAGCAAAUGUGCUUGAUCUUGAGAAGUGCUACAAGGAAGGUAUGGAUGAUGAAGUUGAGCUGGUGGAGCCGGUGGGCCACCUCGUUUUCUCCCUCGCCAUGGUCCUCUGCAGCGUUGGCAAUGAGCACUGCGAGUUCAACACUGCGCGAGAGAUGUUUGACUUUAUGCAGAGUUUGACUAACAGGAUGGCCCAGCUCACCACUGCUGACCUUGGUUAUCCUCAGGACAAACUGGUGUUUGAAGAGGGUGCAAAGGGGGAUACUAAGGUGCUGGUGCUCACCCUUGGAAUGAACUUGUGUGAAGCCGUCAUUGCUUACCUGAUUAGGAGCUGGGCUGACUCAAAGGAGCAGCAGGCGAAGAAGGUUGCAUCUGUCUUCAACACCUACAUCUCGAUCAAAGCACACCUCGCGGGAUGCAAGCGACAGACAAAGAAGAAAGAUCCUAAUCAAACUGUUGGAGGGAGUCAAAUGGCAAACCCAAGGAAAAGAAGCAGGCCUGCAGCCAGCUCAUCAAGCAAGGAAAUUGGUGGCAUGGUGUUACCGCCUGUCCUUGACCUGCCCACAAUCUGCUUACUAUUGCAGCUGCUCUACUGUGAUUGUGACUGGGCCAAUGCAACGCAGGCUGCCAUCUUGAAAAACAAAUUGGCUUUCCAAAUUUGGACGCUGAAUUCAUUGGUGCAGGUGAUGCACCACUACAAAGCUUCCAGCAGCAAUGGCCUCAUGGAAAAGUCUUCACCUGAAUUCAACAGCUUUUGCGUGAUCGGAAAUAUUCUCUUUAACUGCCUGAAAAAACUCCCAGAAAUCGCCAAGGAUACCCCUGAUUUUGCCCUACUCCAGGUUGAAGCCCUGUCUGAGCUUGUGAACCUCUUUUUCCAAGACAACCCUCUUAUGCUGGACCCAUUCAUCUCAACAGUUGACAAUGGAAAUGCGGAUGAGUCUGCGGCCAACAUCAUCACCAAAUUGAUUAAGCUGGUGCCUGACAUGAUUGAGUUUCUUUACGAAAACGAUGAAACUGAGGCCAGCUACAGUAAAAUUCCCAGAGUUGUGAUCACCAUCGCAAGUCGUAUUACAAGUCUGUUGAAAGAGACUGGUGUGGAUCUGAUUUUGAAUUGGCUGCAAGAAUUUGCAAAGAAGUCAGUGUGCAGCGAUGAAGCCAUUGUGAAAGCUCUCCUUGAACUGCUGCUAAGCGUGUUUGCGUUGAGGAGGCGCACCACUGGCGCAAUGCGUGUCUUUGCCAAAGACAUCAGCUUCCACCUUGAUGCCAUUGACAAAGAAAGAGCCCUGGCAGAUGUGAAUAGAGCGAGCGUCUCAAUGGUGGACAAAAAGCAUGUGCCAAUGUUUGUGCAAGUUACCUGUGCACACCUCCGUCAUCUGCUUGAAGUGGCUAAUGUGCUGCUGCAGCGACUCUCUGCUGAACGCUGCCUCCAACCCUAUCAGAUCAAUGACCAGUGCGCCAAAAUUAUAAGCUGUGUAAAUGGAAAGGAGAAAGAGCUGUGCCAAUUGCUGGAUUCGGUGAUGAGUGUGGUGAUGAUGCUGCUGAAUGUUGGGUUGGAAAGGGAACAGGGUGAGGCUCUGUUAAAAGACGUGUGUAGCAUUUACCGCACCUGCAGUAGCGUUUGCAAGCACUUCUCUAAAUUCUGCAUCAAAGGAGAUAGGCCUUACAGGCAGGCAGAAUUUGCGUCAGUGGUUGAGCUGGCAGGAAAGACUUUGCCACCUUUAAUAAGGGACUUCAUCACGCACUUGGAGACUGAGAUGAAGAAAAAGUAUAAAGCACUGGAAGGAAAGAAGAAAUUCAAUGCGAAGGCUGCUCAGAAAAUGGUGCUAAGGGAGUCAGAUUCAUUUGCCAAAACCAUGCUUGAAUACGAGAAGUUCAGCAAGUGCGUUUUUCAACUUGCUGCCAAAGCCAAGGACCCUGGUUUGAAGAACCAGCUCAAUUUGGGACCAAGUCAUGAUUUUCGAAUCAAUUACAAGGAGGUAGUGGAGAAAAUGACUCGAGGCAAUGAGCAAACUGAAAACGGCAGCGAAUCUGGUGAUGGUGAAGCAACUGAAGAGGAUGAAGAAUCAUGAAAGUCUUUAAAGAAGGUAUGCCGCAAAACAUGAUGAUAAGUUCAAAUUUGGCAAAUAUCUGUUGUCUCCCAAAACAGUACGAUACAUACGUUUUUAAAUGAUUAUAAUUACACUCAAUAAAAUACACAUUUAAUUUUUCAUCAAA